This is a messenger RNA of Phymastichus coffea, 819 nucleotides long. It is a transcript of the gene Aprt, whose product is annotated as adenine phosphoribosyltransferase. Bases 131 to 667 code for a protein of 178 amino acids. NCBI's taxonomy places the organism in Eukaryota, Metazoa, Arthropoda, Insecta, Hymenoptera, Eulophidae. The transcript is spliced from 5 exons. Gene Ontology annotation, biological process: AMP salvage; adenine salvage. The record is from RefSeq and is a predicted model, not a curated record. Gene Ontology annotation, cellular component: cytoplasm. Gene Ontology annotation, molecular function: adenine phosphoribosyltransferase activity; adenine binding; AMP binding.
UUAUUAUGUAACCUCAAAAAUCAAAAUUAAAACAAUCAAAAUUAACUCUUUAUUCUAAAUCGUCAGCUUUUUCACUCAUGUAAUUUUUUGAUAACAUUUUUAGUUUCUUUCCGUGUUUGAAAAUUUCAAAAUGGAAAAAGCUGACAAGCUAAAAUUAGUUAGUAAUGCUGUCAAAACUUACCCAGAUUUCCCAAAGCCAGGAAUCUUGUUUCGAGAUAUUUUUGGCAUCUUUAAGAGUGUAGCUGCUACACGAGCAAUGCGAGAUUUAAUUAUAAGCCAUAUUGCAUUCAUGAACUUCGAUUUUGUUGUUGGAUUGGAUUCAAGAGGCUUUUUACUGGGUCCUCUUCUUAGUUUUGAAUUAGCAAAACCAUUUGUUCCUAUUAGAAAGAAAGGAAAACUUCCAGGAAAAGUCUAUCAACAGAAUUAUACUUUAGAAUAUGGAGAGGAUAUAUUUGAGAUGCAGGCUGAUGCAGUACAUCGAAAUAAUAACAAGGCUAUUAUUGUGGAUGAUUUACUAGCUACUGGAGGAUCAAUGUCAGCUGCAGAAAAGUUAUUAAAAUCAGCUGGUGUAAAAAUUGUAGAAUGUUUGGUCAUCAUAGAACUCAAGUCUUUGAAAGGACGCUCAAAAAUUGAAGCCCCAAUUCAUUCUUUAUUGCAAUAUGAUUAAAUUAUACACAUUGUUACAACAAUCAAAUAACAAAAAAAAAGCAAAAAGUUGUAGUUCAAAUGUUAACAUAAAGUUUAUAUAUUUUUAUAAAUUGUAUAUUAUAAAUAUUCAAAAAUAGUAUAUACUAUCUUGUAAAUCUGCUAAUCUGUCUU